Messenger RNA from Dictyostelium purpureum, 514 nucleotides. RefSeq lists its product as uncharacterized. The transcript is spliced from 2 exons. The record is from RefSeq and is a predicted model, not a curated record. Gene Ontology annotation, biological process: glycine decarboxylation via glycine cleavage system; protein lipoylation. Gene Ontology annotation, cellular component: glycine cleavage complex; cytoplasm; mitochondrion. NCBI's taxonomy places the organism in Eukaryota, Evosea, Eumycetozoa, Dictyosteliales, Dictyosteliaceae. Bases 3 to 458 code for a protein of 151 amino acids.
CAAUGUUAUCAAGAUUAAAUUUAUCAAGAGUUAUUUUAGCAAAUAAAUCUUUAUUUUUCAAUGGCGUUUCAAGAAACUAUUGCACCAGAUACACUGAUGAUCACGAAUGGGUUAAAUUAGAAGGUAACCAAGGCACUUUAGGUAUUACAAAUUUUGCUCAAAAACAAUUAGGUGAUAUUGUUUUUGUUGAAUUACCAAAUAUAAGAAAACAUGAAGCUGGAGAACCAAUUUGUGUUAUUGAAUCAGUAAAAGCAGCAUCUGAUGUUUUUUCACCAUUUGAAAUCAAUGUAACAGAAGGUAAUAUGGAGUUAACUCAAGAGCCAGAGUUAGUUAAUUCAGAACCAUAUGCAAGCUGGAUUAUCAAAUUCACAACUAAUGAUACUGAUGGUUUCAAAAAAUUAUUGACAUUGGCCGAAUAUGAAAAAUUAAUUGGGGAAAAAGAAGACACCAGUAAUUAAAUAAUAAUAAUAUAAUAAAAAAAUAAAAAAUAAACAAUUAGCCUUUUUAUUUUAAU